Molecule: messenger RNA, 1230 nt
Organism: Suillus bovinus
Lineage: Eukaryota; Fungi; Basidiomycota; Agaricomycetes; Boletales; Suillaceae
Exons: 10
Coding region: 1-1230 (409 amino acids)
Source: RefSeq, a predicted model, not a curated record
AUGGAAGCCAACUUCACCUCUUGGGAUAUUACACCUCACAUCCUGUGCUUGUGGAAAGCCCAUCAGACCGACAAGAUGAUUGUUGAAAACUUGCAGAAGGUUAUUGAUACAUCCCGCUAUGGUAUAGGUAUUACAAAGUUCAAGGAGAUAUGUAAUGCCAUGGGUCUUCAGCGUACUCAGCAGCAGAACCACUCUAUUGAGUCCAUCCGUGACACCAUGGUGGACCUCCAUGAGGUGUAUCCAAACACUGGUGUGCGAGAAAUGGUCUCACUACUCUUUCAUGAGAAGGAUAUGAGUGUAUCACGGAACGUGGUCAUUUCAUACUUUGCCGCAUACAAGGCAGACCUGGUGCAUCAGUGGAAAGCCCGUCGGCUUCAGUGGAGACAAUUCUGGGCCGCUGGUGUGAACGACUUGUUCACUGUCAAUCAGCAUGACAAAUGGCUUCAGUUUGGUCUUGGACUCCACACAGGAAUAGAGCCAUUUUCUGGCCGCAUUAUGUGGAUCUGGGUGUGGCACUCGAACCGCAACCCUCAACUUGUACUCACAUACUAUCUCAACACAAUCAAAAAGCUAGGUUACAUUCCGAUGAUCACACAAAGCAACCCAGGAUUUGAGAACUACGGAAUCACUAAUGCACACACAAUGCUGCACCAAAUGUACAAUUUGUCGCUGCAUGGCACAUUGCAACACUGGUGGAUGCACACCAAAAAGAACGUUAUGCCUGAAAUUGCCUGGUAUCAAGACCACAUCAAUAAUACUGCAAAGAAAUGGGAUCGUAACAAGGUUCUACCUCACAGUGUGCUGAACCUAAUCUAUGACUCCCCUGAAGACUUCGGGGCAAUGGAUUUUAAGGUAACCAUUGAUCAGGACAGCAUAGAUCAUGUACGGCACAUGUAUAUCAAACCCGAUCAUCCAGUAUUCAACUUGGUGCCUCAACCCCUUGAUCAUUAUAUUCAACAUCAUUAUGAUGACCUUGGUCAGCCUCCAGUGCUGCCACCAAUAGUUUAUGGUGAUUUUGAUGAAGACAACUUGCCGCUCCUUGAACAUCAGAGGGAGUUGUUAUGUGCUGACGACACUUACAUGGGCGGUGUACAUGGAGGACUGGGUCUUGGUAUGUCUUUUGAUGAACCAGAUGCAUCUUUACUCCCUGCUGAUCAAGUUGUUGAAGAGGAAGGGUUGGUUGCUUGGUUUUCUGAUGAGGAGCUCAAUGACGAGACAUAUGAGUGGUAA